ACUUGCGGUGAGGCGAACGGAGGUGGCGGCAGGGCUGGGGUUUAGCGGGGCCUUCGAGCUUCGUACCUCCGAGCAGUCCCAGGGAUUCCGGGGAUCGAUCUUUUCUGCGCUGGAGCCUACCCCCGCCGCCGCGGCGUCACCGGGGCAAGAAACCGCCCCGGCCCCUGGUGGCGGAAGGGAAGAAGCAGGCCGGGGGGAGGGGAGAGGAGAGAGGGCAGUUCUUGCCCCAGAAGGGUUGGGAAGGGGCAAGGAGGUGUCGCUACGAGCUGUCAGCCUUAUCAACUGCAUCCCCAGCCCCCAGCCCUGCGCCUCCGGUCCCUUCUGAGCCCCUUCUAACCAGCCACUUCAUUUUUCUCACCUGGACCAUUUCCUGAGGUAAAUGUGUAGAGCAUGGAGUUACUGAAUAUCAGAACCAGAAGACACCUCAACGAUCAUCUAGUCUAGUCCCAAGACACUGUGUGGUGUUGCUGAAAGAGCUCUGGGCAUAGUUUAAAUCUCAGCUUUAACACUAGCUUUGUGGCCGUGGGUUGGACACAUUCAGUUUGCUUAGAAGUCGACAUUUUGCAAGAUGGGUGAAAGAAAAGGUGUAAACAAGUACUACCCUCCAGACUUUGAUCCAGCAAAGCAUGGCUCUCUCAAUCGAUACCACCACAGCCACCCACUUCGGGAGAGGGCACGGAAGCUUUCACAGGGCAUUCUUGUCAUCAGAUUUGAGAUGCCCUAUAACAUCUGGUGUGAUGGCUGUAAGAACCACAUUGGCAUGGGUGUUCGUUACAAUGCUGAAAAGAAGAAGGUUGGCAAUUAUUACACAACCCCAAUCUACAGGUUCAGAAUGAAAUGUCACCUCUGUGUCAACUACAUCGAGAUGCAGACAGAUCCUGCCAAUUGUGACUAUGUGAUUGUGAGUGGUGCCCAGAGGAAGGAGGAGCGCUGGGACAUGGCAGAUAAUGAACAGAUCCUGACCACAGAGCAGGAGAAGAAACAGAAGCUGGAAACAGACGCCAUGUUCCGCCUGGAGCAUGGCACCACAGACCAGAGCAAGUUACAGAAGGCCAUUCCCACCCUGUCCAACAUCCAGGAAGCCCAGAGCGCCUGGAAGGAUGACUUUGCCCUUAACAGCAUGCUAAGGAGGAAGUUUAGGGAAAAGAAAAAGGCCAUAAAGGAAGAGGAGGAAAAAACACUGGCCCUGCAGACCAAGGCAAACCUCAGUAUCCCCCUGGUGCCUGAAACAGAGGAGGACCGGAAGCUUGCUGCCCUGCUCAAGUACCACAGCCUGGACUCAUAUGAAGACAAACAGAAAUUGAAACGGACAGAAAUCUUUGGCCGCUCCUGGUUCCCUUCUACCCCAGGACCUGGGGCCAGCAACAGCAAGGUGAACAGUGUCCUCAAGAAGCUGGCAAUUAGCCGAAAACCCAUGCCCAGUGGGUCCUCCAUCACUAGCAGUGACCUGGGAAUUGUUCGUCGGAAGUCUAGGGAUGGCCUGGAGAACCCUCAAGAGUCAGGUGAAGCCCCAGAGCUAAGUGGAAUGAAGGAGGAGGAAGAACACCCCCCAGGAGGAUCUUUGUCAGAUAGAGGUUAUUCCCCAGAUGUGGAGACACAGUCAGGCCCUAGCAACACCUCUGUCCUCAAUUCUUCACUAGUUGCAGACUAUUCAGACUCUGAGAGUGAUUAAUAUUGUAAUUUCCUCCUUCCUAGGCUGGUCUCACACCUUUGCCUCCCUCUCUAAGAAAUUCAGGGUUACCUCUGCCAGCUAAAGUGGGUGCUCACUCCCAGGGAGGCUUCCACUCAACAAAGAAACCAUAUAUAUAUGGGCUUCUCACCAGGCCUUCCAAGAACCAAGAAAUUCUUCCCUUUCCCCCUCCCCCAGAUUUGAUUCCUCUGUAAAUAAUUGGGUUUUUAUUUAUUUAACUGAGAAGGGAGUAUGUGGUGUCUGGCUUGAAUCUCUAACAUGAGUUAUUAAACCCCCGCCUGUUAAAUCCAGUUAGUGCAUCAGAUUAUUAGAUAGCAGUCCCUUCUGUGUGAUUGGGAUAGAGUAGGCAGUGUUAAAAUAGGGAAACUGGGGCUCCCACCCAUGUCUCCCCUAAGUAAGACUUAGAAGUCAUGGGAUUUAGACCUACAAGGGACCUUAGAGAAGGCAAAGGGAAUUGACCAAGAAUACAUCAGUAACACACACAUACACAUAUAUAUGUGUACACUGUUUGCAAUGGUUUUAUAGAUGUGUGUAUAUGUGA
Messenger RNA from Phascolarctos cinereus (koala), 2231 nucleotides. RefSeq names its product YJU2 splicing factor homolog B (gene YJU2B). NCBI's taxonomy places the organism in Eukaryota, Metazoa, Chordata, Mammalia, Diprotodontia, Phascolarctidae. Gene Ontology annotation, cellular component: U2-type spliceosomal complex; post-mRNA release spliceosomal complex. The record is from RefSeq and is a predicted model, not a curated record. Gene Ontology annotation, biological process: mRNA splicing, via spliceosome.